This is a messenger RNA of Zeugodacus cucurbitae (melon fly), 1645 nucleotides long. Its product is annotated as ataxin-2 homolog. The transcript is spliced from 3 exons. The coding region runs from base 943 to 1383 and encodes 146 amino acids. Lineage: Eukaryota; Metazoa; Arthropoda; Insecta; Diptera; Tephritidae. The record is from RefSeq and is a predicted model, not a curated record.
AGCAGCCCCGAUUGGCGUGCGUCAAGCACCGCCGCCGGUAGGGUGCUGUCCACACAUACACACGCACACCUUUAGACGACCAGGCAGCGCGAGGCAGCUACUGUGGUGUUCGCUCCGCUAUCAGUUCAGUUGCGGUUGAGGUGUCGUACGUGUUGGGCGCACCGUAAAAAACGCUAAACAGCAGCAAGCUUUGACAAAAUUCUGAACUACUUAGAUUGUGUUUGUGCUUUGAAGUGCGUUUUGCAGGCGGAACAUUCAAAAAGCUAACGGAAUUUCGCAGAACGUCGGGUCUGAAAUAACUUCCCACCUACUUUUUUUGCUAAAAAAAAACACGAUUUGAUUCUCAAAAGUGAAAGCGCAGUUGGCAAAGCGAACGUAGUGUAAAUAUUUGAGAGUGUGUCAGUGUCUUGAUGCAACUCUGUUUGCAUUGUAAAUGAGUGCAACUCCUGUCAAAGGAGAGUUUCGCGCACAAAAAGCGCCACACACCGUGAAAAGUAAACAACCGACCGAGCGAAAGUGAAAAGAAAUUUGAAAUUUGAUUUCGAACUACGCGCAAGGAUACGCGCCGCCGAGCGCAGCAGGACCGCCGACGAACGGGCGGCGAAGUGCGUCGUGCUCCACUUAUGCUCGUCAGCAAAGGAGGUCGUAAAGUAAGCAACGAUCAGCAAAGGCAGCGUUAUAAAUUAAAUAAAUACAACAACAACAAACGUGCAAGCGUAACGCUGAAAACAAAAACAACAAAAUUAUCAAAAAAUUUUUAAUAUAAACAACGAGAGAAUUUCAAUUUUAUACCAGCCAGUGAACAUAUCUCACAAGCGCCACAAAAAGUGAAGAAAAAAUAUUUCGCAAAAAUAUAAGAAAAAAAAAUAAACAAAAAAAAAAAACAUUUAAAAAAGCAUUGAACACCACUGCACUGUCUGUUGAAAACGCUGUGAAACGGUCAUGCAUGAUUUGUGUAUCACCAUUGUGGAGGAGCAUACGAAACGAGUUUGUCGAAAUUUCGCAUUGACGCACACGCGUCGGCGCACCAUAACCAUUGAGGAGGAGCAGGCGCCAACUAGACCACAACAACAACAGCAACGACAGCAGCAGAAACAGUCGAAGUUGCCACCAAUUACAAAGUUGAACGCUAAAACAACAACAUCGACCACCACAACAACCACCAAGGGUCCCACCACCACCACCAAUAAGCGCAUUACACGCGAGUACGUGCUGCCCAGCUCCACGCCAAGUGAGUCCACUUCGUUGACCGUAGCGGUGCCCACCAGUUCGCGCAUCAAAGUGUGGGCCGAGGAGGACGACGAUCAGAAUUUGUUUUUGCAUAUUAAAACGCUGCGUGGCGAUAAGCGUGGCGAGGCGUCGCCUCAGCAACACAGCAUUUGAUAUACAGAUUGCGAACGGCCUACUAGGAAGGCGCAGUCGAAGAAGGGUUACAAGCUGGUGAUCGACUUGGAUUAAAGGCGAGGCUUAGGAGCUUAUACAGUUUACGGAAACAUAAUUUAUUAAGUUUAAUACCAAUUAAUCUCAAAUCCUACCAAAUCAACUCACAACCAGAAAACACUUAAAUCGCAUACUACUUUUAUAAAAAAUCACUUAGCACCUCGCAAAUUUCAAUGCAAACCGCUUACUGCGCUUAUUAAUAAUA